Messenger RNA from Penaeus monodon (black tiger shrimp), 1267 nucleotides. Its product is annotated as EF-hand domain-containing protein 1-like. Gene Ontology annotation, biological process: mitotic spindle organization; mitotic cytokinesis; cilium-dependent cell motility. The record is from RefSeq and is a predicted model, not a curated record. NCBI's taxonomy places the organism in Eukaryota, Metazoa, Arthropoda, Malacostraca, Decapoda, Penaeidae. Gene Ontology annotation, cellular component: mitotic spindle; axoneme. Gene Ontology annotation, molecular function: alpha-tubulin binding.
AUGGUCCUGAUAACAGGAGAGUGGGGCCCUGAUUUUUGUGAUUCCCUCGGCCAGAACUCCGGCCUAGACCAAGGGCGGCAGCUGAGCCGGCAGCGCGUCCCGCACCCCGACGGCGGGCUCUGGCACUGGACUCACCUCAAUCUGGGCAUGGACCUGUGUCUCUACGGCCGCCACUACAUCAUCUGCGACUGUGAUGCCUUUACUAAGAACUUCCUGCUGAGCGAGGGAACAGAGUUGGAGAAACCCCUCCCAAUUCCCGUUGAUCCGUACAACGUCCUUAGGAAGUCCCGGGCAGAAUCCCCUUCCCGCUGGUCUGACCUGCGCCCUCAUUCGGCUCCUCUGGCGCCUUCGGGGCUGAGGGGCCUCGUUCUGAAGUUUGAUGCCAUGGUCGAGGAGUCCGAGGGAGGGCGCCCCGCCGCCAGCCCCGCCGUGGUGCUGUACCGACCGGAGGACAAGACGGUGGAGCUGCGCCGCCCGUCGCACCUCGACCACACCGAGAUCAAGAAGUUCAGCCCCGUCAUCCUCAGAGCCGUCAGAGUGCCUAAGUAUGACACGAGGAAGGCUGGAUUUGUAGACAUCGGGGAAGAGGAACAAAUGGAGGUCUGGUUAACGCCGCGAGAUCUGGCGCCACCAACUUCUGUCACUAUAUUUGGAAGGCGAGUGAUGGUGACGGGGUGUGACGACCAGACGAGGCGGUUCCUGCUGGAGUACUACGGAGUGGAAAACGCGCCCGGCAUGAAGCAGAUUGAAACCACCAAGGCCGACGAGCGCGGGUCCAGCGGCAGGACGCAGUCUGACAUCGUGCCCCGGCCCCUGGUCCGUAGGGGCAUCCUGGACCCGCGCGACGCCACGGUCCUUCGCUUUUCGGCUCAGCUGGACACGCCGGACAAUAAAGACAGAGAUCGAAAUUUCAUCCUGAUUUACCACGUUGCUGAUGCUACUGUAGAAAUUAAAGAACUGGCUCGACCAGGAGGAUUGGGAGGCCGUGUUCUGUCUCGAUCUAAUGUGCCAAAGCCACAACCAAAAGGAGACGAACGAGGUGCCGGACGUUAUGCAAGCGAAGACGUCUAUACACUGAAUGAUCUCUAUAUUGGUUCAAUUCUCGACGUGUGGGGUCGUAGGUAUGGGAUAACAGGAGCUGACCGGUAUGUGCUGAGUUACGUCCGUCAGCACGCAGAAGAGAUUUCUCCGAAGGUACUGUCGUCCCUUGCCACGUUCUUCGGGGAAGAAUCUCAAAUUGCUGCCGAAGAGAAUCAGUUACACGUGG